This is a messenger RNA of Durio zibethinus, 885 nucleotides long. RefSeq lists its product as uncharacterized. The record is from RefSeq and is a predicted model, not a curated record. NCBI's taxonomy places the organism in Eukaryota, Viridiplantae, Streptophyta, Magnoliopsida, Malvales, Malvaceae.
CCAGGCUCAAACAAGGACUAGACCAGAGCAUGGAGUUGCAAAAAAUGUGGACUUUGUUAAAGAGGCCGAAGCCGAAAUUGAGAAUCCAAAAACAAAAACCCAGUUCAUCAGUUUUGGUUUCUUAUUGUUCCAUCAACUACGUAACAGAAAAAGCACUAAACCAAGUAAAUAAAUAGAAGCAAAGCUCUGAAACUGUGUGGCAUCUUCUGCAUAGUAAUAACAGAAGAAACCUUGGACUGGGUUAACUUUUUAAACUUCUUUUCUUCUGGGCAAACCAAAAAACCAAUCUUCAAACACCAAGCUAUGAGCCAAGAACGGAAACAGCCUUCUCCUGCUCCCGCUUCUCAGCCAGAUCAGCCUCCUCCUCCAUUCGAUCCCAGUCGAAUGAUUGGCAUCAUCAAGAGGAAGGCCUUAAUAAAAGAGUUAGCUGCUGUAUACCAUGCAGAAUGCCUUGCAUACUGUCAAGAACUUCUGGAGCUUCAGAAAAAGUGGGACGAGCCAUUUAUCGAUGUUAAAAGUCCUGAUGAUUUGAAGAAAGAGAAAAUGAGGCCCCCUAAACGACUAAAGAAGUCUCGUUAAGCAAAUGAUUAUGUGAUGGCCCUGGGAUUUUAUUACUUCCCUGCAUCCACAUAAGAAAUAUCUCUCUAGACGCCUGCAUGAGCAAGCAGAGGCCAAAAACAACAGGGACCGAUCAGGAUUUCCAAUUUUCAUCAGUGUUCUGUAUUUUAUGUAACAUAAGGACGUCUUACUUCAUUGUCUAAAACGCAAUCACAUUUAUGGUGUCGGCACUUUGUAUCACAGUCGAUCUAAUAGCAUUCUUAACUGUCGAUGUGCUUUCAUCCAGAGUUGAUAACAGGGUAUUAUCCACCGUCUUACAUGGAUUAC